Messenger RNA from Penicillium expansum, 3723 nucleotides. Its product is annotated as ankyrin repeat domain-containing protein. Gene Ontology annotation, cellular component: ciliary inversin compartment. Gene Ontology annotation, biological process: protein localization to ciliary inversin compartment. Lineage: Eukaryota; Fungi; Ascomycota; Eurotiomycetes; Eurotiales; Aspergillaceae. The record is from RefSeq and is a predicted model, not a curated record. Gene Ontology annotation, molecular function: protein binding. The transcript has a single exon. The coding region runs from base 1 to 3723 and encodes 1240 amino acids.
AUGUUAUUUCUACACAAGAAACUUGGGAGUUCACAGAAAGACAACCAGGAUGUCCAGCUCGACUUUUUCUUCACCGCCCGAGGCACAGAGAUGCAACGUACACCAUUUGGCAUGUUUCGAUCUUUACUGAAUCAAAUAUUCUUGUACGAUGCGACCCUCCGGUCUCAGGUACGCGAGGCCUAUGAGCACCGAUGCAAUCUGUUUGGGUGGGAAGAAGGUAUUUGGACUUGGCCACAAACGAUGCUUGAAGAACUAUUUGUAGAUACCGUCCUUUCUAGUCGACAACGUGUGACGAUUUUCGUCGAUGCUCUAGAUGAGACUGGAGAUGUCUCUGCUCUACAAAUUGCAUCAUUCUUCCAUCAACUUCUUGACCGGGCAGAGCGAAAGAACGUUGCUAUCCGAAUCUGCAUCUCAUGUCGCCACUAUCCUAUCAUUUGCAGUGCCCAAACCUUGGAGAUACAUAUCGAACACUAUAACGGCAAGGAUAUCGCUACAUACAUUAGGGAUAUACUUGCUCAGAUAGAGGUCGAAGACAGCCUCAGCGAAGAUACGAGACAGGUUCUGAUUAAAAGAUUAACCCAGCAAGCCAAUGGUGUUUUCCAAUGGGUUCGUCUUAUCAUGCCCUUAAUGCGACGGAGAAUAUACGAAGGCGAGACAUAUGAGGACAUUUUUUCCUGGUUACACGAGGUCCCAGACGGCCUAGAAGAUGUGUACAGGUAUAUUUUGAAAGAAGUGAUAGACAUGCGUAACUUGAAGCAAUCUUUUUCGCUGUUCCAAUGGCUAAGUGUAGCCGAACGACCACUGGCUUUGAAGGAAAUACGGUAUGCUUUGGUGGCCGGGGAUGCGCAGAUAACAGGCGCUCUCAAGCCCAUAGAGAAGAUUCACGGUUUUGUUGAAAGCGACAAACGCAUGAAGCUAAGAAUCAAUGUGCUUUCGGGUGGAUUAGCCGAAGUUGUCUCAGGCAAGGAUUCGGCCGAAUUCGUACAGGUAGUGCACCAGUCCGUCAACGAAUUCUUACGUGCAAAAGGGCUGGCUAUGAUGAGUAAUAUGCUCGGAACAAGCAGCCCAGUCCAAAAAAAUGAAGAGAUUUACUUCCAAUCCCACGCAGCUCUCUACCGAACUUGUCUUAUCUAUUUGAUGAUUCAUUUCCUUCGUGGAGGCUUUCCAAGGGAGCUACACGAGCCGAAGAGUGACCUCAUCCGAAACCAUCCAUUACUUGAUUAUGCCACCCACAACGUGUUUGUCCAUGCAGAAAAGGCUGCUCACUGCCGUGGACUGAGACCGCUUGACGAAGAAGAUAUUCUAUCCAAAGUGGUAACGCAUUGGGUACAAUUAUACCAGUCCCUCGACGUUUUUAACCCAUUGUGCCCACCCUCGGGUGCUAGGUUGAUUCACAUAGCCGCAGCCGCAAAUCUCGUUGAUAUCUUGGAGCGGGUGUCCUUGGACGAUAGUGAAUGUGCGAUGUCUGACAAAUUUGGAAAUACAGCCUUUCAUUUCGCCGCGCGAUGCGGCCACAUAACGGCGGGAACAAUUCUAUUGCACAAAGGAAACGACUUCAAGGCAGAAAACAAGCUCAAAAUGACUCCGUUGAUUGUGGCUGCUAGUUACGGGCACAUGGACUUUGUCAAAUGGCUCAUAUGCGAAGGUGUGCAUCUUGAAGACACAAUGGGUGACGCCCACAGUGCUCUUCAAAAUGCUUCCCGCCAGGGGCAUCAGAAUGUUGUUGAGCUUCUGAUUGGAGCCGGGGCCAAUGUCAACGCCCAAGGUGGUGAAUAUGGUAAUGCUUUACAGGCUGCUUGUGCAGGGGGAGGCAAUAGUGAGAUUGUAAAGAUACUCCUCGGUGCUGGCGCUGAUGUCAACGCCCAAGGUGGUCAACACGGUACUGCCUUGCGAGCUGCUUGUGCAGAGGGGAGCAGCAGUGAGAUCGUACAGCUGCUCCUCGACGCUGGUGCCGAUGUCAACGUGCAACAUGAUCAGCACGGCCCUGCCCUGAAUGCCUGUGCUAGGAGCGCCCUAGGCAGCAGAAGGCUUGGCGGUUAUAUCGGCUCCCCGCAUAUCACGGAUCAGGAGAUCGUACGGAUCCUCCUCAGCGCUGGUGCCGAUGUGAACGCUCAGGGUGGUGAAUAUGGGACUGUCCUCCAAACCUAUGCAAACGCGGGGAACUCUCACAUUAUAAAGAUACUUCUCGAUGCUGGUGCCGAUGUAAACGCCCAGGGUGGCAGAUACGGGACUGCCCUACAAGCUGCGGGUAGAGAAACUGGCAAACAAGAGAUUGUCCAGAUGCUCCUCGAGGCUGGCGCCGAUGUCAACAUCCAGGCUGGAUUUUAUGGCACUGCACUGCAAGCCGCCUCUCAAGGAAUUGUGAACUGUAAGAGCGUGCGGAUGCUCCUCGACGCUGGUGCCGAUGUCAACACGAAAGGUGGCUAUUAUGGUACUGCUCUGCAAGCCGCUUGUGCCAAAAACCAUGAUGAUAAGAAUGUUGAGAUGCUCCUCGAUGCUGGCGCUGAUGUCAACGCUCAAGGUGGUCGGUAUGGGUUUGCCUUGCAGGGUGCCUGUCGAUUCCAGGAAACUAGUAGGAUCGCACAGAUACUUCUUCGCGCUGGCGCUGAUGUGAACGCCCAGGGCGGGGAUUACCUAACUGCACUACAGGCUGCCUGUAGAAACAGGCGAGACAAUGGGAUGGUAAAGAUGAUCCUCGACGCUGGUGCUGAUGUUAAUGCUCAGGGUGGGGAAUUUGGAUCAGCCCUUUUGGCAGCUGUUUUUUGUGGGCAUCUUGAUCGGAUAGAAGUUCUUCUUUGGGCUGGGGCAAAUACGUCACUCGUGGAUGGACUUGGACAGACUCCUCUACAUGUCGCAGCCUCAGAGAAUAUGCUCACCAUUCUUCAUCGCUUCCCGGUGUUCCUCUCGUCUAUCAAUGGACGAGACAAGCUUCUACGCUCCCCGAUUCAUCUGGCUAUUUGCCUGGGUCAUAUCGACUUCGCCACGCAUCUCCUCCAAUUUUUCACUGAUCCAUCUCUUCUAGAUGGAUAUGGUAGAAACAUACUGGACUGGGCAGUUGGAAACAAAAGCCUGGUGCGCCAGAUUCGAACCCACCACCCCUCAAUUGUUACGACGCCUAGAGAAAUCCAAGCGCGUGUCGUUCGUCAAUCCAUUAUGGAACUAUCAAAAAUGCUUCGGACCCAGCCCGAUUUCUCAUGGCCACUUAUACAGCAACUGGGUCGAUAUCUUCUGUUCGUCAACAACCUAGACGAUGCUCGAUUUUUACUCCAGCUACAUUUGAGCCAGAGAGGUUCUCCCGCGGGUGCUAGCUUCACAAUUUACUGUGCCAUUUGUAAUGAUAACGUCGAUCAAUCUCGCUUUGUCUGCAGAGAAUGCGCUCAUAUGGAUCUAUGUUCAUACUGCGUGGAGAAUGAAGAGUUCCACAGUCGAUUACACCCAAACCAAGCGCACAUCACUUUCGAAUUACCUGAGGUCCAAGGAGCAGGGCCUCAGCUCGCGGAGCUGGAAUUAGCGACUUAUAGGAAAACUCUUGAUAGGCUUUCCACGGAGGGGCCAUCGAAUCAUUCGGCGGCCAAUCUGUUUUUUCACGUCACGCCACCCACAAUGAUCGAUGUACUUCCAAGGGCACUUUUGGGAUCGAUUCCGAUAUUCUGUGUUCUCCUUGUUGGAAUUUUAGCAGUUUUGUGGGGGCAUUGGAUCACCCAGGCUUCGACAAUGUACUAG